AUGACGACUAUUACCUCACAGCUGCUCCUGCAGCAGAACGACACGUGCAACCGGGCGGUGAUUAAAUUCCUACACGACAAUGAAAAAUUCAAGCUUCUGUGCGUGAGUGAGGGAACCUCAAUUAUUGCGCGUGAUAAAGAGGACUCCGUAAAGUUGGAGAAAGGAAUAGAAAUUGCGGUGGAGCGAGGGACUCUUCGCAAAAGUAGAGACCCGCCGCCUGCACCGCGACGUCGUAUCGACAUGUCAGCAAAGACAACACAAGAUGCGGUUAACGAGAUAAUGGUGGAACUCCCCGAUAAGGAAGGUAAAAUCAUUAUUGUGCAGGGACUUUCCGGCACGGGGAAGGGGACAACGGUGCGGCUGCUGCAGCAAACGCUUCCCCGUUGCGUCACAUGGAGUAACGGCAACGUCUUCCGAAGUUACACGCACCUUCUGUUGGAGGAAUUAAAGGGAGACCUUUCCCCGGAGUUGUUGACUUCGGAAGUGAUUCAGCGUGUUUACUCACAGGUUACAUUUGAAGACUUGGGUAAUGGCGUAUAUGAUAUCGUCCUUAAGGGGAAGCUACAGGUACGAAACAUCGAGAACACGCUGUUAAAGUCUCCUGCUGUGAACAAUGCUGUACCGACUGUAGCCCAACAAAUGCAAGGUGAAGUUGUCUGCUUUGCGGCAACUGCUGUGGAGAAACUGCGAUGUGCCGGAUAUAAUGUCAUUUUGGAGGGCCGUUCGCAGACUCUUGAUUUUAUUCCGACGCCGCUGCGGUUCGAGUUGGUGCUGGGGGACCCCGUCGUGUUGGGUGAGCGCCGUGCCGCCCAGCGUGUGAUGGCAGCUGCGCUGGAAGAGUUGAAGGAUCGCAUUGAUACCGCCACGACGGCAGAUGUCGAAACUUCUCUGCGCAGAGCUGUGAUAUUACUUACUGGUGGGUUGUAA
Messenger RNA from Trypanosoma brucei brucei TREU927, 927 nucleotides. RefSeq lists its product as hypothetical. The record is from RefSeq and is a predicted model, not a curated record. The transcript has a single exon. The coding region runs from base 1 to 927 and encodes 308 amino acids. Lineage: Eukaryota; Euglenozoa; Kinetoplastea; Trypanosomatida; Trypanosomatidae.